Messenger RNA from Mercurialis annua (annual mercury), 934 nucleotides. RefSeq lists its product as uncharacterized. The record is from RefSeq and is a predicted model, not a curated record. Lineage: Eukaryota; Viridiplantae; Streptophyta; Magnoliopsida; Malpighiales; Euphorbiaceae. Gene Ontology annotation, cellular component: nucleolus. Bases 117 to 773 code for a protein of 218 amino acids. Gene Ontology annotation, molecular function: RNA binding. The transcript has 2 exons.
GGUUUUGUACUAAAAUGUUGCCUUACUAUUAAAAUCUUAAAACCCUAAUUUCAUUCUCUCUUUUCAUUCUCUGAUACCAACUUGUAGUUCGAGUUUUCCACCUUAUUCGAUUAAUAAUGGAGGUUGAAACUACAGUUCAAGAUGAUUCCAGAAUGGCAGAUGUUGCAUCUAGGUUACCGGAUAAACCGACUUUUGCGCCUUUGAAGGCGCACGAGAUGUCUGAUGGUCGAGUUCAAGUUAGAAAGGUGUCGGUUCCUCCGCAUAGGUAUUCGCCUCUAAAGAAAAUAUGGCUGGAAAUCUAUACUCCUGUUUUCGAGCAGAUGAAGAUUGAUAUUCGCAUGAAUCUUAAAGCUCGAAAAGUUGAGUUCAAAACUCGACAUGAUACUCCGGAUAUCAGUAACCUUCAGAAAAGUGCGGAUUUUGUGCACGCGUUUAUGUUAGGGUUUGAUGUUGUUGAUGCUAUUGCUCUCUUGCGUAUGGACGAGCUUUACGUUGAAUCCUUUGAAAUUAAGGAUGUUAAAACCCUUAGAGGCGAGCAUUUGUCGCGUGCCAUUGGAAGAUUGUCGGGUAAAGGUGGGAAAACGAAGUUUGCUAUCGAGAAUGCUACGAAAACAAGGAUUGUGAUUGCUGACUCCAAAAUUCACAUAUUGGGAUCUUUUCAAAAUAUCAAAGUUGCAAGGGAUUCUCUUUGCAGUCUCAUUAUGGGAUCCCCUGCUGGAAAGGUAUACUCGAAGCUUAGACAAGUUUCAUCUAGAUUGGCAGAGAGGUUUUAAUUCUUAUCUAUUUAUGCGAUUUUGAUAUGCUAGCUCUUGCUCCGAUUGGAUGGUUAUGAUUGUAACAUGAGUUUUUUUGUAUGAGAGGCCUAUUGUCGAAUUGCCAAAAAUGAUACACUAUGAAAGAUCUAUCAAUAUAUCAUUUGAUUAUUUAUUUGCAA